Messenger RNA from Annulohypoxylon truncatum, 1824 nucleotides. RefSeq names its product thioesterase family protein. The transcript has 2 exons. The record is from RefSeq and is a predicted model, not a curated record. Lineage: Eukaryota; Fungi; Ascomycota; Sordariomycetes; Xylariales; Hypoxylaceae. Bases 325 to 1371 code for a protein of 348 amino acids.
UGCGGGCAAUAUCUGUUUAUAUGUGUAUCAAAAGGAAAGGGAAAGCAUCCUGUUUCUUUGGUUAAUAUUAACCUUGAUGUUCUUGCUGUUGCUGUAAACUACGUCGAUAUUCUCCCGCCAAAACCGGAUGUUAACCAUAAUCAUUCAACCCAUUUUUAUACAGGGGUGGUGCGCUAUACGUAGACUGCAGCCUUUAGCUUAUAGCGCUAAAAAACCGGGAGUAUGGCGCUGUAUUUUAAAGGCUAGGCUGGCCCUACCGCCUGAUUUUCGCCGUUCCUAGCUUCUAUCUUUGCGCUGUUCCCCGCCUGACAACCCCAAGUCUCCAUGAUGACCUCCAAUAAACCAAAAGAUGGCUUCUUCACCUUUUCCCAGGCUACAAAGAUAGAGAAGCUAGACUCCCACACGUACAGAGCUAAUCUUAAUGAGACGUUCUGUAUCGGCGCAGUUCCCAAUGGCGGCUACGCCGGCUCCUGCAUGCUCGCCGCGGCGCGCGCCCACCUCUCCUCGCGCAACCAACCCGACACGCUAACCGCACACUUCGAAUUCCCCGGCCGAACCGCCGUCGGCCCAGCCAUCAUCGUAAUCGACGACGUAAAGCUGAGCCGACAGCUGUCCACCGUGCACGUAACGCUGUGGCAAGGCGCGCUUCUGCCCAACGCGCCAUGGAUCACGCCCUCCGUCUCGCGCCGCGUCGUGCUCGCCUACGCGACCAACAUUAAUUUCGGCGCCUUCGCCGGCAUGUCGCUGCCCACGGGCUACGAAGGAACGCCGGCCGCGGCCCUCCCUCCCGUGCCGGACUUCGAGGCACUUAAGAGCAAGGGCGCGGACGGGACGUGGGAGGAGACCAAAGUGCCGGAAGCCGUCGCCGCGGUGCAGCGCUCGCUGCUGAACUGGCGGUUCUACGAGCCUUGUCAGGGGCCGUUAGCCCCGGGGGUGCUGGACAUGUGGAUCUGUUCGGCGAGCGGGGAGCGUGUCACGCAGGGCGCGCUGGCGUACGUGGUGGACUCGUUUCCGGUGAACCUGCACACGUUCCUAGCUGCGCCGGAGUUGCGGGCGCUGCUCGAGGCGUCGCAGAAGGGGUCGACGGAUGCUAAGGCGGAAGAGGUGCGUGAGAGGGACCAGCAGCGCGCGACCCUGUGGUUUCCUACGGUCGUCAUGAACCUCGAGGUGAAAAAGCUGUUGCCGGAGGAGGGCGCGGAGUGGUUGGCGGUGCGGGUUACUUCUAAGCAGAUCAGGGACGGGAAGUUUGACCUCGAGGUGCUGGUCAGAGAUGUGGAGGGCGAGAUAGUGGCGCUCAGUCACCACGUCGCUAUGAUCGUCAGCCUGGAAAGGAAUACGGGGAAGAAGGGUUCGCCCAAGCCGGCACUGUAAGAACUGGCUCUAGAUAAGGUGCAACCCCGUCUUUUUGGCCACUUGGUAUAGACGAAUUGCGAAUGGCCUUACAUUACAUCAAGGUGUGUGAAUGUAUUCAUUGUACUCAUAAAGGCUGUUCUUCAGGCUAGCCCUAGGGUUUUUACACCUUUCCAAUGACGCCAGUUUCUGCAAGCAGCCCCGCGAGCGUAAAUUGACCAAACCUUUCGUGUUUGUACUAAUCCAUUAUACCCCAUUUUUCCCUGAAUGUUUCGUACGAACAACACGUCUAUAAGUACCUGUAUAUAAUUGAAUGAUGAAUCCCAAGGAGUGACGAUAUCUGAUGAAAAGAUAGACAUCGAAGUGUUUAUUAGAGACGUAAUUGAUUGAGAAUGGAUCCACUUCGGUCUUGAGUGACAAGACAAUGAACGUUACGGUAUCAUUCAUUAUCAUAGUCAUGACUAUGAUUAGAUU